AUGGAUUAUAAGCCAAGAAACCAUGAAAAAUAUCUUGCAAUGAAGAAGCAUGCUGAAGAAAAUCCCGAGGAGUUUUGGGCUGCAACAGCAAAAGAGACACUUAACUGGAUUAAGUCUGAUUUUACGAACGUUAUCGGCGAAAUUGGAGAAGAAAACUCAUUCUGGUUCGACGGUGGCGUUAUGAAUACCUGUUACAAUGCAGUCGAUCGCUGGGCAGCAGCAAAUCCUGAUAAGGUUGCCUUGAUAUACGAAGGAAACGAACCAUCAGACUCAUACACUAUCACAUUCGGACAGCUCAAGGAGAAAGUCUGCAAGAUGGCUAAUGUUCUCCUUCAACACGGCAUCAAGAAGGGAAUGACCGUCGCAUUAUACCUCCCUGUUAGUGUUGAAUGCAUCAUUUCAAUGCUCGCUUGCACAAGAAUAGGUGCAAUUCAUACAGUCAUCUUCGGAGCUUUCGCUGGUGAUGCUUUAAGCUACAGAAUUUCAAAUUCUGAAGCAACAGCUGUUGUCAGCGCAGACUGGUACAUGCGUGGCCAAAAGAAGAUCCCAAUGAAGAAGACUCUUCUUUCAGCUCUUGAGAAUUGCCCUUUCGUGAAACACGUUAUCAUUUCAAAUCUCGAAGAGACACAAUUAGAGGAGCCAAAGUAUACAAUAGAGAGUUUCCAAACACUCUUAGAAGCUGCUCCUGCUGAAUGCGAGUGCCAACCAAUGCAGGCUUCCGAUCCUUUAUUCAUUCUCUAUACUUCUGGCUCAACAGGCGAACCAAAAGGUAUCAUUCAUCGCGUUGGAGGUUACAGUGUCGCAUCCGCUCUUACAUUUAAGUACGUAUUCGAUAUUGAUGCAGAUUCUGUUUUCGGCUGCACAUCUGACCUCGGAUGGAUCACCGGCCAUUCAUAUGUUUGCUAUGGCCCAUUACUUAAUGGCAUUCCUACCCUUAUUUUCGGCUCUUUCCCAUUGUAUCCAAACGCAAAACGCUCAUGGGAAUUAAUUUCAAAGCUUCACUUAACACAUUUCUACACAUCUCCAUCUGCAGCACGCGCUAUUGCAGCUCAUAUCAAAGAUGUCGAUCAAGUUAAAGAAUACGAUAUUUCAUCCCUCAGAGUCAUUGGCUCUGUCGGCGAAACACUCGAUGAAGAGACAUGCAUUUACUUACAUGAUGUUUUGGGCCAGAAGAAAUGCUGGAUUGUCGAUACUUAUUGGCAAACCGAACUUGGCUCAAUCAUUGCAACAUCUGUUCCAGGAAUUGAGAAGCUCCCACCAGGUAUUGUCGGUCGCCCACUCUUUGGAACAGAUAUUGUCCUUAUUGAUACAGAAGAUCACCAUGUGGUCGCAUCAACACGCUCUUCUCCACCAAAUCAAAUCGAAACAGGCUUACUUUGCAUUGCUACUCCAUGGCCAGGUCUCGCAAACGCUGCUUUCAAGUCAAACAAGUCAUUCAAAGAAAGAUAUAUCGUAAAAGGAACACAUUACUUCUCAACAGGCGAUACAGCACAAAUCGAUACAAAAGGAUAUAUCAGAAUUACAGGCAGAAUUGAUGACCAAUUAUGCGUAAAUGGUCACAGAGUUGGUCCAGCCGAAGUUGAAGAGGCAAUCAUGAAAUUGGAUGACGUUCAUGAUGUUGCUGUUGUUGGUAUCCCUUCAAAGCAGACUACACAAGCUAUUGUAGCUUUCGUUGUCGCAAAAGUUGAAAAUGAACAAAUGAAGAAAUCAGUUAGUGACACAGUUACUCAGAAUUUCGGUGCAAUUGGAAGACCACAAAAGAUUAUCUUUGUUAAGGCUCUUCCAAAGACAAAUUCUGCUAAAAUCAUCAGAAUGCUCCUCAAAGACUUGCUCUUAGGAAAAAGAGGCUUCCAGCUUCCACAUACACUUUCUAAUCCUCAAGAUAUUGAUGGAAUUAUCCAGGCAAUUGAUGCAGAAAUGAAAUAA
Trichomonas vaginalis G3 is the source of this 1926-nucleotide messenger RNA. RefSeq names its product synthetase family. The record is from RefSeq and is a predicted model, not a curated record. Gene Ontology annotation, molecular function: acetyl-CoA synthetase activity. NCBI's taxonomy places the organism in Eukaryota, Parabasalia, Trichomonadida, Trichomonadidae. The coding region runs from base 1 to 1926 and encodes 641 amino acids. Gene Ontology annotation, biological process: acetyl-CoA biosynthetic process. The transcript has a single exon.